AUGGCGGAAGCACAGAGGACAAUCCGAUAUAAACUGGUCCCAUUCGCACGCAGCGGGACGAUUAAGGUGGAGAGUCUGCACGCCGCAUCUGAAAUAUGGAAGUCCUGCUUCGGCAAAGGCGGCAACUUCACCGUCAUCGUGAAAGAGGCAAAUGACGCUUCCGAGGAUGUUGAACAUGAGGCGGUGGGUGAGGUUGAGUUUAAGGUGUGGUCCUUCCUGCUUGCGCAGUGGUCUCCCGUCUUUGAGAAGAUGAUCGCCUCAGAUAACUAUGUCGAGUCGCAGAGGGCGGAGGUCGUCAUCCAAGACUUCUCGGCUAGUGCUGUUGAGAUCUUCCUGCGCUUUUUGUACUCUGGGAGCAUUGAGGGCUCUGCCACGGCAAUGGUGGAAGUGGCCGCGAUAGCAGACAAGUAUCAGGUCGAUAGAUUGCAUUCUUUGUGCGUGCGGUGUAUAUCGCAGGAACUGAGACCUGAGCUGGCAUGCGAGGUCUUCGCUGCCGCAGACCGGUUUCGGAUGGAGGAUUUGCGAGCAGAGGCUCGCGAUCUCAUCUUCACCAGUCCUGCAGCAGCCUUGAACAAGCGUCCAGCAAUCCGGCCGGAGCUUUUGGAGGAGAUCCUGACAUCAGGCCUGCUGUGCAUACCAGAGGAUGACCUGAGGGAGAUUCUCCGGAGCUGGGGAACACAGGAAGGUGACUCCCUGGAAUCGAUCAUUAACAUCCGAACACAGAAUCAGCACACCAAAGACGUGCUGGCCACUCUCUGGCAGCGAUACGACGCGGCUGGGAAGAAGGGCGUUUUUGUGGGCUACUGGGUGUCCGUGAUCCUAGGGCCAGGCCUUGGCGAAGCCUACACCAAGGACGAGAUCGAACUCAUGGCGAUCGGUGGCUGGGAGAGAUUCACCCUCUUAGAAGAAGGGUGGAUCCAGUGGAUGCUUCCCCAUUCCUGGGUUCAUCUUCAGGGCUUCUGCUUCGGACGCGAAAGCCGAAUAACGCCCCGGACAUCCUUCCGAAUCUGGGUCUCCGGAGACGGUGCGACCUGGCACCUCUUCUGCAACUAUCACUCGGAAAUACCACCCCCGGGUCUUAUCUUCUUUGAGUCCGACGCACCUGCAGGCCUGGUGAAGUGCUUUAGGCUGGAAGUCCUGAAGGGUGAGCUGUCCAAUAUCUCCUUCGGGAUCCAAGGCAUCUUGCAGACGCCCCUUCCACAGCAACUGGAAUGA
Symbiodinium sp. CCMP2592 is the source of this 1215-nucleotide messenger RNA. NCBI's taxonomy places the organism in Eukaryota, Dinophyceae, Suessiales, Symbiodiniaceae. The record is from the annotation of a GenBank genome assembly.